Linum trigynum is the source of this 1837-nucleotide messenger RNA. The record is from the annotation of a GenBank genome assembly. Lineage: Eukaryota; Viridiplantae; Streptophyta; Magnoliopsida; Malpighiales; Linaceae.
CUUCCACGUCAGCCUAUCUCAAAAGUUAGCGUAUCCACGUCAGCCCAUAAAAAACGACUUACAUUCUCCCUCCAUCCUCUCUAUGAUCCUUCUUUUCCAUCCUUUGAUUCCACUUCAUCUCUCAUCACCGCCACACCCCGGCGGUUACUUCUUUCGAUAUGCUAUUUAUCUCUCAUCACCGUCGUCCCCUCAUUCUCACUAUUCACACCCGGCGGUUCCUUCUUCCCAAUCGAUCUCCUACACUCUUCAUCCCCACCAGUGCCCGUACCGAUAAAACUUUGAAUCCUACAAUUACCAUCUUCCAUUCCAGGCAACGAACGCAUCAUCUACCAACGAUACCCAACCGACUGGCUAAAAUUAAAAUCUUCAUCUUCAGUCAGGCUUCGAUCAACAUGCCGCCAGCAAAGUAACUCCCCUGUUUUCCCUUCAUCUAUAUAUACUGGCAUUGCCCAAGUCCCGAUCAGUGAAUUGAUUGAGAAAAUUGACGGUGGAGUCUUAAACCUCGAAGGGGAAGCGUGCUGGAGUUGGCAGAUCUGCGGGAGAUGUAAAGAGACAAACUGGUCGGCAACAUGAAGAGGCGAUUGGAUUUGGCAGAUUUAAGGGGUAUGAGAAAGGAGCAUGCAAUACAACAGACAUUCUCAACUCCAACUAACCCAUCUUCCCUCUUUAUCCUUUAAUCCCAUAGGUUGUCAUGUAUGGUUCACAAUCAGUUUGUCUUAUGGGUUUUCUUUUUUGGUCUCUUUGAGUUCUGAUCUUCAUCCAAGUAGUCGGAAUCACAGCCGCUUGGCUACGAUUCCAUCUUUGGCAAGUCUUUUGGGUGGGUUUUCCUUUUCCAUCUCCUGCAAGCAAGCACUAGGUUUUGUUAUGAAUUCUGCCAACGCUGUAAAACUAGCUAUAUUUUUGUUUUAAGUUCUUCCUCCAAUCCAAAUACACUUCUCGGACAAUAGAAGGCCAUUUAAUGCGACAAAACUAUAACGAGUAUGAUUGAAGAGACACCAUGAGCAUCAGAUAUAUAACAUGUCAUGCAUGCAAUCUAUAUUUGCUUUACUGUUUGCCAUUGCUUCAUAUUGAUUACACAAAUUCAGCAACAUUCUUUUUUUAUUAUAUAUUGAUACUGAUUUGCAGCAGCUGUAGACGUUAAUGAUUGGUAAGAUCUUCUAAUGAACUCUACUCCUCCAAUUCAAAGAUGUGUACCUCUUUGACCUUUAAACUCUUUAGCUCUGUCUUUUUUGCAGGUCGCCAAAUUUGUGGGUAGCGUCCUUGGACCUCCAGUUUGUAGUGUGAUUAUGGUAAUGUUUCUUUCUUGAUUGUCCCUACAAACCAUCAUAAAGCCAGUUUAGAUCUUAUCAUGGUACGAAUUAAUAGAAAUAUGAUUAAUAUUCAUGGAGAUUUUAGUUUCAAUUUAAAUCAGUCAUCGGACAAUAAACACCCUCUACUUCCGUUCAGUUCAGAAUUAAAUUGUUCUUGUAUUGUCUGCUAUGAACGUCUAUCAUGCAUAUUGCUCAUGGUUGGUAAAGCACGUCUUUUGCUCAUGGUUGGUAAUACAUCAAAGGUUGCUCGAGGGAAUUGGGUGCAAACAAAGCAACAAUGAACCUGAAUGUGACUUGCCAAUCUGGACAGGGGUGAAAAGGCCUAUUGGUUUGUAGUGGGGGGUGAGAAUGUAAAUUGGAUAGGCACUAUAUGAAUGGUUGAAAUUCUUAAUUUUUUAUCUAUUAAUUUGGAAGUGAGAUUUUCUUUUAUAAUUACAAGGAAAUGAGCAGUCAGGGACUUUAGUAUGAUAUUCAUACAAGGAAAGCAUACCACAUUAGGUCACACGGGAUAAAUCAUAAAAAUAUAA